Prorocentrum cordatum is the source of this 1044-nucleotide messenger RNA. The record is from the annotation of a GenBank genome assembly. Lineage: Eukaryota; Dinophyceae; Prorocentrales; Prorocentraceae.
AUGGUCAGUCCGAGGAGCCAGCCAGCGGCGCCAGCCGUCGGUGCGAACGCCACCCCCUUGCGGGCGCGGGACGUCUGGCAGUCCCGCGAGGCCGCGGGCGUGCCGGAGGCCCACCUCGAGGAGGCCCGGCGCCAGCUGGCCGCGGAGGAGCGCAGGGACGCCGCCAGGGCCCAGCUGCGCAACGCGUGGUCCAGCCGCGACCAGAAGAAGCUGAAGGCCGCGAUCAAGGACGGGGAGGCCGCGGGCCUCACGGCCAAGGAGCUGCAGGCCGCGAAGAGCGUGUUGGGCGACGAGGAGAGACGUGCCACGGCGAGGACGGCGCUGAAGAAGGCCGUGGCCGCCAGGGACAUCGCCCAGCUUGCCGCGGCGAUCCGGGCGGGGGAGCGCGCCAGCCUCUCGGCUCAGGAGCUGGAGCCGGCGCGCUCGCUGCUGCGGCAGCUGGAGGCGGCGGAGGCGGCCCGCAAGAAGCUGCGCCACGCUAUUGACGCCAGGGACGAGUCGUUGCUGCGCGCCGCGGUCGCGGACGGCACAGCCGCCAAGCUGCCGAACGCAGAGCUGGCCGAGGCGAGGCAACUGCUGGCGGACCUGGAAGGCAAGGCGAGGGCCCGCAGGGGCCUCCGCGACGCGGUGGAGGGCCGCAGCCUGGAGGCCCUGCGGGCCGCCCUGGCGGAAGCGAAGGCCAGCGGCCUGCCCGACGGCGAGCUCGAGCCCGCCCGGCGCGCCCUGGCGGAGGAGGAGCGCAAGGCGGCGGCGCGCGCGUCGCUGGCCAAGGCGGUGGCCGCCAGGGACAGCGGCGAGCUCCUCAGGGCGCUGGCCGAGGGGGAGGACGCUGGCCUGGCGGCGGAGGAGCUGCGCGCGGCCCGGGCCGCGCUGCGGGAGGAACAGGCCGCCGAGGCCGCCGCCGCCGCCCUCAGGGCGGCCGUGGAGAGCAGGUCGGCGGACCAGCUGCGGGCCGCCAUUGCGCAGGCCGAGGCGGCGGGACUCGGCGAGGGCGCCUGCGCCCCCCUGCUCGAGGAGGCGAGGCGCGCCCUGCAGGAGGUGCAG